AUUGUAGUGGCACAGGCUAUCGCUGUCCAGCGGCCAUCGGCCCAUGCCCAGCUUAUGGUGGGCUACCCCCCCAGCUCAAAGGGAAAAACCAUACCACGCCAACUUUCAAUCGUGCUUUCAAUGGAAGAAUAGUGGGGAAUAGGCAGGACUGGAGUCGUGUUGAUUAUCGCGGUUCCGAAUCAUUCUCUCCAUCACGAAGUGACCAAGUUUGAAAUGUAAGGAAAUAGCUCUCCAUUUCAUUCGGGGAAUAUGCGUGUUAUCCUGAAAAAGCUCGGAAGUUACUCUGUUGUAAGCGCCAGGAGGGUAUCGAGAGGAAGGGUGAAGACACUCCUACCGGGGGAAGACGCAAGUGAUGCCACAGACCCAGAAAUCACGAGAGUUUGGGAACGGUUUCCCAAGAUUCUGCGCCGUCGAACGGCUGAUCCGGAACAUAUUUAUCACGUACACAGUGCUGCUGUAGAGCUAUUGGUGAAGAACGUAAACCCAACUUCAGAAGAAGCCCUCAUUUUCGAAGCAAACCCUGGGCCAGGUGUUCUCACGAAAGCUCUCCUAGAAGCUGGCAUACCGCAACUACGUGUCUUUGAGAAAAUCCCUGUAUUCGUUGGACAUCUUGAGCUGCUUAAGGAACAGUACCCAUCACAGCUGGAUAUCGUACGAGAAGAUUUCCUCCGCCUUGCUAGCAUUUCUGCGAGUGACGAAUAUGGAGUUACUGAAAGGACGAGCCAGCUUCUCAGAGGUGUCCCUCAUUUACCCUGGAAGAAUGAACCAGUGGUGAGGGUAGUUGGAACAUUGUCCCGCAAGAAAGAAGUCACUUUCCUGCGCUUUCUUCUGCACGUUUUGCCUCAGCGAGCAUCCAUUUUUGCAGUAGGGCGAAUUGACUUCCUCCUCUUCAUUUCCGGGCUGGAAUACACGUACAUAACAUCAACCAAUAAAGACUUGAGGAGAUAUCGUGGCAUCAGCGUCCUCUACAAGUUGUUUUUCGACAUUCAAGUCAUAGACAAAGUGCCUCGACGUUUAUUUCUUCCUCUUCCUCCAAAGUGGAAACCAAAACCAAACAAUGUGGCAGUUGACCAUGACAACUUGUUUCUUGUCCGGCUGACUCCACGAAGCGAUUUGUUCGAGCUUCUCACUCCUCCGGAGCGUCUGCUAGAGCUGGUCUUCUUUAUUAGGCAGAAUAUGGUCAAGCGCACCGCAUAUGUCAUACCCACCCUUGAGAAAUGGAUCCCCGGCUGUGGUCCUCGACUGAUACACUGCGGAGUGAAAGUGUUUAGCAGGAUGGGGGAUUUAAGCCCUGACCAGAUGCUGACCCUCUUCCAGCAGUUUUCCGCGCUGAGCGAAUAUCAGGACUCGCCAUUCAUCGCUGCCGUAACUCGGGAAAUGCGGGAGGAAGAUCCAUCGUACCCAGAGUUAUAAGAGUUUCUCACGAGUUGAUCUGUGAGAGAAUGGUUUUCAUAAAUUGCAUUGUGCCACGCAGAAAUAUAAUCAUUGAAGAGAUAGA
Messenger RNA from Ornithodoros turicata, 1498 nucleotides. It is a transcript of the gene mtTFB2, whose product is annotated as dimethyladenosine transferase 2, mitochondrial-like. Lineage: Eukaryota; Metazoa; Arthropoda; Arachnida; Ixodida; Argasidae. The record is from RefSeq and is a predicted model, not a curated record. Gene Ontology annotation, biological process: rRNA methylation; transcription initiation at mitochondrial promoter. Gene Ontology annotation, molecular function: rRNA (adenine-N6,N6-)-dimethyltransferase activity; mitochondrial transcription factor activity. The coding region runs from base 250 to 1413 and encodes 387 amino acids. Gene Ontology annotation, cellular component: mitochondrial matrix. The transcript is spliced from 8 exons.